AUGGCCAUUAAGACCUUGUUUAAUCAUCGUCUGCCCGCUGAAGCAGCUGCGGCAUCCCUUGAAUGGUUGUCUAUCGUGGAUGGCACGUCUGUCUUGUGGAAAUCCAUCACUCCGGCGAAAAAGGAGUUAAUUCGCUCCUUUUUCAAUAUGUUGAAUUUGGAGAUCCUCAAACGAGCCCGACCACCGUCAUCGACGUUUGAUUUCACCUCAGCCAGCGUGGGGAACCUGUUUUUAACCGGAGCGCGACUUUUCAGUGGAAGCUUCGAGAGCGCUAUUUAUCUUCUCGGAAGCAUAUGCGGUGUCCAGUCGGAUAUUGUACGGGUCAUUCCGGCGAUCAACUCGAAUUUCUCUCAUCAUAUCUCUGCUACCCUCACUGAUGGAACUGUGAUUGUUGGGCAAAACAGCAUCUCCCACCCCAGUGAAGCAACGGCACUCGGGAGCACCGAAAGAGCCAGACGCCCUAGCCUACUACUUGCCGAUGGGGAUGAAUACGAGGAUACGGACUUGUCAGAUACCUCGGAACCAGUCUCAUACGAAGAGGAUCACCUUCCGGGCUCACUUGCCACCCUGCGAAAUAAGAACAUCGCGUUCAGCAAAGCCCACAACGAGGAUUUACCAUGUCGCAUUAGCCGUGUGUGGUACAUCAAUCCCUACGGCCAAGAGAUUCGCCCACCGGCAAAUCCACGCGUUUUGGAGGCUCUCAAUGACGCACAGGCCAUUGUAUACAGCAUAGGCUCACUUUAUACGUCCAUUAUACCGGCUAUCAUCCUUCGCGGCGUUGGGAAAAGUAUUAUGACUAGCCCAGCGCGUCACAAAAUUCUUAUUCUCAACGGCUCAAUAGACCGAGAGACUGGUCCCCCAUCUCAUCCAUUCCUGGCAUCGGAUUUCGUUGAAGCUAUCGCACGGGCCGGCGAAGAAAGUCGUGGAAGACGUCCUGAGAGAUUUCCCCCACUAGGCUCCAAUGACUCGCCUUCGUCCCCAGAGACCAUUCGGCCAUUUAACGCGAUCCCUUACACUUCCUAUGUGACACACAUCCUUCACCUGGAUGGACCAGGUACCCCCCAGGUUGACAGGGAGAGGCUGGCUCAGAUGGGAAUCGAGACAUUGCGCCUUUACGGACGAAAGAUUACUGCCAAACACCAAGGCCAAGAAGUUGUUGUUGGCAUGCAAUAUGAUUCCAAAGCUUUGGUUCAAGCACUUGAAGUUGUAUUAGGGAAAAAGGGGGAUGCAAUGGUUCGAGGCGGAGUGGAUGGUGGUUUAAACAGGAGAAACACUCUAGAUCCAGUUAGACGGGAAAAGAGAUAG
Molecule: messenger RNA, 1305 nt
Organism: Penicillium odoratum
Lineage: Eukaryota; Fungi; Ascomycota; Eurotiomycetes; Eurotiales; Aspergillaceae
Exons: 1
Coding region: 1-1305 (434 amino acids)
Molecular function (GO): LPPG:FO 2-phospho-L-lactate transferase activity
Source: RefSeq, a predicted model, not a curated record